Messenger RNA from Fusarium coffeatum, 639 nucleotides. RefSeq lists its product as uncharacterized. The transcript is spliced from 2 exons. Gene Ontology annotation, molecular function: DNA-binding transcription factor activity, RNA polymerase II-specific; RNA polymerase II transcription regulatory region sequence-specific DNA binding. NCBI's taxonomy places the organism in Eukaryota, Fungi, Ascomycota, Sordariomycetes, Hypocreales, Nectriaceae. The record is from RefSeq and is a predicted model, not a curated record. Gene Ontology annotation, biological process: regulation of transcription by RNA polymerase II. The coding region runs from base 1 to 639 and encodes 212 amino acids. Gene Ontology annotation, cellular component: nucleus.
AUGAGCAGUUUUUAUAGCCACGGGCAACUAUCUGCCGACCAGUUCCGCCACUCAGACUCAGACUCUGACUCCCGCUACCAUCACACAUGGGCUGGUCCAUCCUCUUCCUCCGGCUACUACCAGGAGCAAACAUCAUCAGAUCCCCGUUUCCAUGCCUUCGGUAACUACUAUGCCAACCAAUCAAACUCCAACUCGGGCUACUCCUACAACCUCGGCGGCUACUCUGAGUCUCAACAGUCCGACUACCAUCCACACAUGUGGCAGUCUCAGGAACACGGCGGCGUACCACCAUCUUCAUCUUCAGUCGCCACUUCAAGUCCACCCAACUUACAGGACGAGGCUUGUGGCGGUGACCAGAAUACUUGUGUCCAAUGUGACAAGAAAUUCAGACGUCCAUCGGAUCUCGCAAAACACUCAAAGUACCAUCAAAAGCACUUUUCAUGUCUUGUCUCACAGUGCUCCGCUGCUUUCGCUACUCAGAAAGACCUGACCCGGCACAUGCGUACACAUCGCAAAGGCGAGGGCUACCAAUGCAAGGUAGACGGAUGCCGCAAGGCCAUGUCGGGCCAUAUCUACUCACGAAAGGACAACUUUGAUCGACAUAUGCGGACGGCGCAUCCAGAACAUCCGCAAAUCUGA